This is a messenger RNA of Nycticebus coucang (slow loris), 204 nucleotides long. It is a transcript of the gene NBDY, whose product is annotated as negative regulator of P-body association. NCBI's taxonomy places the organism in Eukaryota, Metazoa, Chordata, Mammalia, Primates, Lorisidae. The transcript has a single exon. The record is from RefSeq and is a predicted model, not a curated record.
AUGGGGGACCAACCUUGUGCCUCCAGGAGAUCCACGCUCCCACCUGGAAACACGAGGGAAGCUAAACAGCCAAAAAAGCGCUGCCUUUUUGCUACGCGGUGGAAUUAUCCAGAAUGAACUCCAAACGGAGGUAGUACCUCUUCUCCCUCCACACCUCCUCCAGCAUCAGCCAGCCUGAAUUCGGACCCUUCUCCAGAGAAGUAG